Neospora caninum is the source of this 9510-nucleotide messenger RNA. RefSeq lists its product as hypothetical. Gene Ontology annotation, cellular component: trans-Golgi network. The transcript is spliced from 9 exons. The record is from RefSeq and is a predicted model, not a curated record. Lineage: Eukaryota; Apicomplexa; Conoidasida; Eucoccidiorida; Sarcocystidae. Bases 1 to 9510 code for a protein of 3169 amino acids.
AUGUCCCUGCUGCCGCCGGAUACAGAUCUCGCGGACUACUCCCGCAUCCGCGUUCUCCUCCUGCCGACCGACGGCACGCCGCCGGAAGUCUUUGCGCGAGAGGCCUCGGCCCUCAUCGCGGCCUUCUCCUCUGUCUCGCUCUCUUCCCUUCCGCUGUCGCCCCACGACCCGUAUCUCCAGCCCUUUGUCUCCGGCGUCGCCUCGGGUGCCUCCCAGUCGGCUUCGGCCCGCGGAAAAGACGGAAGAGGCCCCGCGGUGCCCGGCAGCCGCGGCGGCGCGUGUGGAUCGCCAUCGCAGCAACUCGCCGCCGCCGCCUCGUGCAUCCACUGCACUUUCCAAACGCCGCAGUAUGUCCUCAGCGAGUGGGCCGAUCUGCACAUGCAUCGGCAGAUCCUGGCAGCCAUCGCGAUCUCGGCCUCGCCCUUCCCCGCCUACGAGGCAGCGGCUGCGGCCGCAGCGAGCGCCGCGGAGACAGAAGAUACAGAAGGCGGCGACGCGCAGCAUGGAGACGCCGAGGCGGGAGAGGGUGAAGGCGCGGAGGGCGGCGAGCGGCAGGCUCGUUGCAGGAAGUCCGGAGCCGUCGGGGACACCGGCGCUGGGCGGAGUCCCAGGAAGCCGCAGGACGCGAAGAAAGAAGCGCGGUUGCGAGCUGCGAAGGCCGCCGCACAUGCAGCCGUGGCGGCUGUGCGGCGAGAAUACGACGUUUUCCGCAAAGUGCUCGAAGAGGACUACCCCUCAGUCCUGGUUCACCGCUUGUUUGUCGUGCCGCACGGAGACUCCGUGGCGUCUCAGCUCUCGUCGCCUGGUUGGACAGAGGGACAGGAAGGCGAGGAGGGUGGACUGGGUACCCAGACGCCGGGGGAGAACCUCGGCGAGAGCGGCGCUGCGUACGGAUCUUCCUUUCCUUUCUCUUCGCCCUUUGUGUCCUCUGUGCCUCCGCAGCCGUGCGACGAACACAUUGUCUACUUCCCUCCGCCCGUCUCGGGCUCGCACCCUGUUCUCUCCACUAUCUCCUCUCCCUCGCUCUUCACAGCGGCGAAAGAGGACUUCUUCCUCUGUCUGCUGAAACAACUGGGCGCCCUCACUCUCCGGGCUCCCGACCGCUGUCCCCCGUUGCUGACCCCCCUCGACAGUCCCCUCCACCCGGAAGGCGGGUCGUGGAGCGCAGGAGGGCUUCUCUCUCUUUCGACAAGCUGCUCGGCCUCGGUGGCUUCAUCUUCGCCGAGAGGCGUCAGCGGGGCUGGGGCGCCGCCCGCUUCAGCCUUUCAGACGGCUGGUGCCCAGCAGGCCGUGCAGCCCCUACCCCUUUCCGGGGCGUCUGCGCAGUUGCUUUCUCCCGCCGCCUCACCAAGAAGAUCUCCGUUUCCUCUCGGCGCGUCGUCUGCCUCCGCCGCCCUCCUCCGCCUCUUGCCUGCGCGGCUCCAGAAGCAAGUGGGAGACGUCCUCCUUCUGGGCGGCGCCCCCGCGUCGGCCGCCGCGCUGUAUGUACAGGCCGCGGAGGCAUGUCGCGUCCAGGGCGACACUGUCUGGCAGGCAGCGGCUCUCGAGGGCCAGGCCGCAGCGCUUUACGCCUUCCUCCGGAGUGCGCUGUUUCAACUCGAGGCGUACGGCAAGACCCCACCGCAAUCCGCCCACGGCGACCGAGAUUCGGGACCGAGAGGCGCAGACGACGGGGCGCCGAACGCGCGGUCGCGCGGCCAGAACGGCUCGGCUCCCGCCCCGCCGGAUGACGCAUCGGGCACGGAGACCGUGACGGGCGGCAGUGCGAGCGUCCACGGCGGUGGAGGCGCCGGCGGCUCGUGGGGCGGGGCCUCGGGGGGUCAAGACUCCUCCGGGUCCGUGUCGUCCGGCGCCAAAACGUCGUGGUGGAACUUUGACGCGGGGACAGGACACAGCGAUGGAGACGCCCACUCGCCCGCCUCAGAAGCUCUCAUUUCGUUCCCACCUGCCAUCGAGGCGAUCCUCACACAGUGUAUCAGCCGCCGGACUCAUGCCGCGACGGCCUCGUCCGUAGGCGGGAGCCUGGGGACCGCCGGCGUCGGGCUGGUCGGCGCCGGCGGUCUCCCGUUCCCCUCCUUCCUGCCGGGGGGCGGAGGCGGCAGCAGCGCAGCGGUGAAUUCCAGAGAUGAGAAAGGCGUCUCCUCAUCGGGAGCGCACUUCUAUUUCUCAGCUGCUCAGAGCGGCGCGGCCUCAGCCGGCGCAGCGCCGCCCGGGGCUUCCGCCCUCGGAAACGCCGACCGGGGCGGCGGGAGUUCAGGAGCAAGCGGCGACAGCCACAGCGGGACCAGUGCGAGCGCCUGGUCGAUCAAAACCGUGUACAGCGCGCGGAACCCGAGCGGCGGGGCGACGCCUGGUCCGGCGGGGCAGGACGGCGGCGCCGCAGGCCCGAACGGCCAUCGCGACGCUGAGGGCUCGAGAGUGAAGUCGGAGGAGACGCGGGGCGCGCCGCCUGCGGACUGCGACGGUGGUCAGCACGUGAGCGAGGGAGCGCUCGCGGCUCGGAAGCCUCGCUGGGGCGGAGACGAGGACCGGCUUCUGGACGAGGCCGACGGGUUCUUCCCGCAGGGGCUCUUGGCCUCGCCACAGCUCGUCUCGGCGACUGCGGCUCUCAUUCAGUCCGCCUACGAAGCGGCGUGCCUAAAGUUGCGAGACGCCGCCCAGCUGUACAACUGCCAUCCGGGAUGCGCGCUGUGGAACGCGUCGACGACCUUGCUCCUCUGUCGCCUGGUGGCCCGUUUCGGGACCAAGACCGAGACUCUGCAGCUGAUCAGCAGCGCCGCGGAGAAAGCGAAGCGGCUCGAGGUCCAGGACUUUGUCACCUGCUUGGCGUCGCUCGCCGCGCUCUGCAGCUCGAUUGGCGCCUUCCGCAAACUCGCCUUUCUUCUCCAUCGGGUCUGCAUGGCUCUUCUGGAAGCCAAGAAAUGGAGUGCCGCCCACUACGCCGCUGCCCUCACCGCGCCCUGGUACCACCUUGCUCUGCUCGAGUUGCCGCCCACCGACCACGUGCACCCGCUCGCAGUGCCGAACGCCAAACCUGCGCUUCUCGCGGCGGUCUCGCUCCCGCCGACCGCGCCGCUCCUGUCGCUCAACUCCCAACUCGUGACUCUCCGGGGAGGAGGCCUGACGAGGCAGUCGACUGCCGUGUCCCUCGCCAACAUUGUCGACGCGCUGCGGCGAGAGCGGCAGCGAGAGUGGAGACUGCGUGAGCUAGCAGACGGGGACACCGCUCUGCGAGAGGACGCCGACGGCAGAAGGCGCGAUCCAGGGGCCGAGGCGCAGUUUUCUGGCGAAGCGGAGGCUGAACAGAGACAGCGAGCAAAGACCGAGGCCGACGGGAAAGCCUCCCGACCCGGGAUCGUCGACUGGGAUCUCCUGGCAGACGUCUCCCUGGCCUCUGCCAUGGACUCGCCGAUGUUUGCACACUCGGCUUCAUCGCGAUUCACUCUCCCCUCGUCUUCAGCCGGAAAGCCGUCGCUGCUGUCGUCUGCGGUCGCUGCGUUGGGCGUGCGGAGCAAAACUCCCUCUGGCCUUCCGGCGCCCGAACUCAGCUGGGCUGGCCGGCAGACCGCCAGCCCAGCUGAGUUCGGGCGCCGUGACCCCCGCCUCUCGGCGUUCGCGCUUUCCCCGGAAGACUUCAACUUUGCGAUCACGCUGCUGCGCCUCCGACAGACGCUGCGUCAGCAGCACUUCACCCCGGGCUCCGUGAGUGGCUCCUCGCCGUGGUGCUAUGCAUCUCCGCCGCCGCUGCCCUCGCGCGCUGGCCCGCUCGAUCGUCCCUUCUUCUACCCGCCUCGCCCUCCGUUCCCUGUCAGCUCGCCGGCGUCUCUCGACUUCCUCGGCCAGCACCAGCGCCGGGUGCGAUUCACCGAAGGCGGGAGUAGCUUGGCCGGCGCUUCCCCCAGUCUCUCCUUCGCCGGCGGCGCCCUCUUCCUCCCCACUUCGCCCGUCUCCGCGGCGCUCGGCGACGGCGGCCUGCGGGUCUGGUGGCCAGCCGUCCAGUCGCGCGUUCUCCACAUGCUAAAAAUCACCACCGAGCACCUCGGAGAGCCGGGGAAAGUCGCCUGGUACGCAUGCGCGGCCCUCAAGAUUUUGUACCCCGUCCUCGACCAAAAAACCCAAGCCAGCACCAUCAUGCUGAUUCAGGCUGCCGCGGGCCGGCGAGCGACGCCUCUGGCCCUUCCACCCGCACUCACGAUUGUGUCGAAGCGCGCCUCUCCGUCGCCCGCGAAGCUGCUGCUGGAGGCGCAGAGAAACGCGACUGCGCGCUCGGCUUCUCGCAAGCGCGCCGGCGGGGACGGGGCGGCCGGCGGGGUGGGGCCCUCGGCGGGGACAGCUGGGGCGGGUCGGGGCGCGGGCGCGUUGGGCUCCAGCGGCCGGAGCAGCCACGACGAGCAGUUGCAUUUCCUCGGCGGCAUGUGCAAGGGCGCCGCGCCGCCGCUGCCUCUAUUGGCACGAAUCCACCCCGUGGUGGAUGCGUCUGUCUGCCUCAGCAAGGAAUAUUCCGAAACGGAAGAGGCCGUUUCCAAGGCCAGUUUCGCGUCGCCCGUUCCUCCGGAGAGCGAGCGAGGACGCACCGACGCCACACGCGCAGCUGGCCCACGCGCUCGGUCCGAAAGUCCCGCCGGUGGGGCGAAGCGAAUGGCAAGCUCUGAGAGACAGGGGCAACAGGGCGACGCGGAGAAGAAAGAGAAAAAGACCGUGCUCAUGUACAACCCCUUUUCGCAGAAGCAAGAAGGCGGCGCAUGCACGCGAGGACAGGGAGGUGGGCGCGAGGAAGAACUGCCGGUCGCGGGGCAGUGGGUCAAGGGGGAACUGCGAACCGUGCAAGUCUCCGUGCGGAAUCCCCUGGGCGUUGAGCUCGUGCUCGACAAGGCGAAAGUGAUGACGUGCGGCGCGCAUGCAGAAGUUUACCCCGUCACCGUUCUUGUGCCGCCGUCCGCCUCGCAUCAGGUCACCUUCGAGGUGACCGUGCUGCCGAAGGAAGAGGGCCGGCUCUUCUUCACCGGCCUCACGUACACAUUGAACAAACUGCAGUGUACGCAGCUUCUUCUCCACCAGAGUCCACGACUCCUCGCACUCUUGGAUUCAACCAAGGCAAAGGCACCGGAACCACCCGCGUGGAAACAUCUCGAAAACAACAAAGACGGCCAUGGCACGGCGAACAAAGUGGAGACACCCGUCGACGAGGAGGAAACGCUUUUGCAGGCUGCUGAAAAGGCCGUGGGACUACUCAAAUUCAGCGCGGCGGCGAGCGUCCAUGUGGUGGCCGAACUCCCGUUGUUGCGAGUGUCUGUUGAGGCGUACACAGCGCCUUCAUCUCCUCAGUCUCGGUUGUUUUCUGCGCGCAAACGCGCCUUGACUUCCUACGGGUCUUCUGCUUUCCCGUCCGGGUCGCCGCAGGUUUUCGAGAACCCCACGAGUCGCACGUUCUUCACGCAAGGCCUCGGCGCCCUCCCGACCGCGGCAGAUCCUCGUGGAGCCCCCGAGGGGACCGGUGAGGCGCCGUGUCUCCCCGGCUCUGGCGAUACCUGGCCUUCGACCGCGCCGCUAGGUGCGACCGCGCUCGGCGGCGGCCUUAGGGCGAGCGGCGGGUCCUCUGGAGGCGUAGAGAACGGGGCCUGGGAGGCCGAAAGAGAGCCCCAGGACGCGGGUCGGCUCUUUGGAUCCGAGCGACGGGCAGAGCGCGACGACGCGGUGUCCGAUCUAGACAGCCGAGCGCGUUUCUUCCCCGAUUCCUUGACGCUCAUGAACUUCUCCAAGUCGCCGACGAAGUCGCUGUGGCGAUCAGGCACGGGCGGCUUCGGCCGCCCUCGCAAGCUGGGCCUUCCGUGGACGAAGCGUUCCUCGUCGAGCAGCCUCGAGCACACGUGGAGUGGAGACACACAGGAUGACAGACAGGAUUACCAUCGAAAACUCAGCCCUACAGCGGAUGGCCCGCGGGGCCUGCGUUCUGUGCCAGAGAGCUCGGACGACGAGGACGUGGACUCGGAGCCGACGGUCGAGGGCGCCGACUCGGCCCCGCUCUUUUCUUCGAGCGACGAGGACGUGGAGCUGGCCAGGCUCCUCUUCCCGCGUCGGCGCAGCAUGUGGAACGGCCCCGACGGGGCGCUGGGUGUCUCUGCUCGCCAGGAGGCGUUCUCGGAGUUCUCGCCGGGGUUCGGGGACGCGUGGGCCUUCUCGCGCCGUUUCGGUCGCGGGGAGACUGGGGGCUUCGAGGAGCGGUUUCUCAGCCGCCGCUCGCAAAGUGAGCUCUACCACGGGGCCCCGUCGCUCCAACUGGAGUCCGGCGGGUUUCGGGGCGCGAACAGGGCGGGGCGGCGGCGGGGCUUCAUCGGGCCCAGUGGCGAGGCCUGUGCCUUCUCUCCAGAGGAUAGAGAGUUUGGUUCGCGCUCCUGGACACUCGGGAAGCCCCGCGAAGGCCUCCAGGGAAACAGUCACUUUUACCAGGGUGGAGACGUUCGCGGAUUCUCGGCGGGCGCGUCGACGCCGCUGUACACCGGCGACCCGCGACACUCGCCGGUGUGGGAAGGCCAACACCGGCUGCUCGCGCUGCACAUGGAAAACGUGGGUCGGGCGCCUGUGCGCGACCUCCGCUUCGAGCUGCUGACGCCCGAGGGCGAGGCCCCCACGGCCGAGAAGGCGGCGGCGAUGCGGAGACACUUCCAGGUGCUCUGGCACCCUGCAUGCGAGCCCUCGGGGCUGGGACCGGCCGGGACAGUCAUCUACUCCGAGGACGCAGUCGCGGAGGCUCUCGGCGCGGCGUGGCCGGGGGGCAGACGGGGCGAGGACGGAGAAGAGGGCGGACCGGGGCUAGGCGCGGGCGGCCAGAGUGAGUGCGCCAAGCGCACCCUCGAGAAGGAGACCGCGGCGCAGAGAAACGAAACAGAGAAAGAAGAGGGGGAAGGAGGCUGUGGACGCCGAGGCGGAACCGGAGAAGAAAGGGAGGUCGGAGGCGACGGACGUGACUUGAUCGCUCCGGGCCAAAAGAUCCGAAUUUGUCUGAGAUGCAUUGCCAGCUCAGAGUACAGCUCCUGCAUCAUCCGGAUUGUGUACUCAUGCCGAUCGGGAAGCCGGUAUCAUCGGCAAGUCCUCCAGCCCCUCUCGCUUCGCGUGCAGAACGGUCUGCAGCUUCGUCCAAACGGCGUGAAUAUUUUCCCUCUGGUGUUCUUCUCUCACUUGUCCGUCCUGAAGACCUACGCGGCCUUUCCCGCCCUCUUCGCGCCCGACGGCGCGUGCUUCUUCCCUCUUCUUCUCUCGCCCUCACCCCACUUUCCUCCCCACAGUCCUCGCGCCUCGCCCUUUGUCUCCGGACCGCCCUGCGGGCUCCCGGACCCCUCGCAGCCGACCCCUCUGCACUGCGCGCCCGCGUCUCCGCGCCCUUGGGGAGCGCACCUUGGCCAGGGCGAUAAAGGCAGCCUCGAGACAGCUGACACGGUGCAAUGGGGCGUUUCCGCGCCUGCGCUGCCCGAGAUCGGGCUGCGACGGCGGCGCCCCUCCCCGGGUCUGGGAGCGCCCUUGUCGCCUUUCGCUUUUGACGCCGCUUCAGAUCGGCCCCUCACCCACCGCUUUGACCACAAAAGCUGCUUGGUGUGCCUCGACCUACAGAACUUCGCAAACGUGGCCUUUGAGUGUUUCACCGACCCGCAGAGUCGCCCAUUGGGCGUGCAGCGGAGGGACGUCUCUGUCUGUUGCGUCUCGCCGAACGAGUCGCAGUGCCGAUGGGCACUGUGGGUGCGGCGGCCGCGUUUGACGCAGGCGACGGUUCAGGAGGCCGCGAAGGUGCUUGAGGAACUCGACAAAGAGCUAAACAUCCACUGGCGAUGCUUCCCCUCGCAGGAGGGGACACUGCAGCUGUUGCCCCUCCUGCGACGCGCGGCGGCGAUACCCGGCAGCCGCACGAGCGUCUCUCCCGACAGGCCUUCCGGCGGAGCUUUGGCCCCUCUGUCGCCGACGAAGAGACAGUCUUCUUUCCCUGGGCGGGCCGAGUCAACUGAGAAGAAGGGCCGAGAGGGAAGAGGCGGGCGGGAGCUCGGCGGCAGUUCGGGCAAAGACGCUGCCGAUGGCGGGGCGUUGAGCGGUCGCGACAGAGACGGACGAGGAAGACGCAGUCCGGACGAAGACGGACAGGAUGGAGAGGGAAAAGAAGACGAUGGCCAACUUGUACGCCCUGUGCAACUGCCCCACUUCAACGCCCCGGAGCUCCUCAUUCGGCCGCGGAUUGUCGGCUGUUCUGAAGCCUCCGCGCCUCAGCGGACGUUCUCUGUGGGGCGCCGCCCCCCGAGGGCUGCGCAGGCUCAGGGGCCAGCCGCCCCCGGGCAACGCGCACGCACGAGCGUCGACUCCGGAAGCGCCUCCUCAGGCCGCACGAGCGUCGACGAAGCCUUCUCCUCUCUACAGGCCAGCUUCCUGUGUCAGCCCGUCAAUGAGGGCCCGCUGUUUGGGCUCCAGGCCCCGUCCGCGACCGCGGUCGGAAGCGGGCCCGACGCGCAAGAGGGGCGCUGGGAAGGCGAAGGCCUCCAGGCGGACGAGCGAGUCGAGAGGGAGAGAGAAAGCGGAGCCGCAGGCCCGUACCCUGCGGAAGGGCGGAUGUGCACUCUCCUCCGGCCUUCCGCGCCCCGACCAAUUCGCCUGGGCCCCGACUGCUAUAAAAUUCCCCUCCAUGAGCCGGUGACACUGCAAGUGUUCGUGGAGAACAGACACGCGAGGGCACUGUCCAACUGCGUGGUUUUGGUCAUCCCCUUCGUGCAAGGCAGCAGGCGCAUCCCCGACGGGUUGCUGUGGUCGGGCUGUCUCAGCCGGGAGGUGCUGGAGCCGCUGCCGACAGCGCGCGCUCAGCGUUUGCAUCUCCGUCGCCUGUUUCUUGCUCAGAAAGAGCAGUGGGAGGCGAGCAGAAAGCCUUGGAGCGCGGCAUCGGGCGUUCCGGCGGCGAGACGAGGCAGCGCGUCGUCUGAGUUCAACUCCGCGAGACGCCCAGACGUAGACUCGGGAACGCGAGAAACGCCUGGCGAGGAAAAAAGGGACAGGCGCGACGGCUCCGGCGAAACGGCCGAGAAGGCGACAGGUGCGGGGGGGGAAGCUGCUGUGGGCUCCGACGGCGCGUUAGGGCGAGGUUUUUCAACAGACGAGGAAGCAAGAGGAGAGCCGGAGUCGAAGAAGUCUGCCGGGAGGGCCGAGACGCAGAAGGGAGACGGACAGGCAGACACAGAAGAGAGGCAAGAGGCAGGUGGAGACACUGGAGGCGCGGGCGAUGCGAGAGGGGGGGGCGGAGCGCCGGCACGGUGCACGGGGGAUCUCUCCGUGCACCAGGAAGGCACUGAGGAGAGCGACGUUCCUGAAGACUUCUUUGCCCUCGAAGGUCUCCACAGACUGGAGAGACGCGGCGCAGUUCUCGCACAUCGCGUGACGCUCAUGGCGUGCGUCCCUGGAUUGUUCAACGUUGCAGUCGCCGUCCUGGUCAAACCGGACAACGUGAUUUGGUGGCACUACCAGCCGCUCAGACUCAUCGCGUGA